AUGGCUCAUAAGCAGCAGUUGUUGCAUGAGCUACUGAAAGAAGAACAAGAACCAUUUCAUUUGAACACCUACAUUGCAGACAGAUGCUCUCAACUCAGAAAAUCCUCUUUACAGAUCAAGAAACGAAAGCCCAUAAUUCCCUUAGAUUUAAAGAGCAGUAGCAUCUGCAAGAAUGCAUGCCUUUUCUCGUUCCAAAACUCGGCGGACUUCAGAAAGUCACCCCUUCAGAGCCCAUGUAAAUCGCCAAAUCGUGCUGUUUUUCUCCACAUUCCUGCUAGGACUGCUGCUCUGCUUGUCGAAGCGGCUAUGAGGAUUCAGACAAAGCAGUCAAAACGGAAAACCCAGAUUAAAAAUGUUGGGUUCGGGUUGUUUGGAUCCAUUUUUAAGAUGCUGAAAGACCGUACCAAGAACAAAAGACGUAUGCUUGGUGACUGUGAUAAUCAGGUCGAAAUUUCAAGAAAAAAGGAGACAAAAAGUGACGAAGAAAUGGGCAUGGACAUUAGAAUUUCUUGUUCUUGUGAUACUUGGUCAUCGAGUAAUGAGGAGAAUAUGGAUUUGGAGACAUCUACAAGCAGCUGUUCAGAAUAUGUUGCUAAAGAGAGAGCAAAUAUGAAUGGCGAUUUUGCCUCUUGUGAGAAGUGCUUUUGCUCAAGCCCUUUCAGAUUUUCUCUACGGAAAAGCCAAUCAUCCUCCGGUCGUCGGACGCCGGAUUUCUCUUCGCCUGAAGCUUCUCCGAGCCGCCAGAGAAAAGGGGAGGAAGCGAAUUGUGGAACAAAAAGCUCAGCAGAAGUAUUAAUAGGAGAAGAAGAGGAAGAGGGAGAGAAAGAUCAUUUUAGUCCGGUAUCUGUAUUGGAUCCUCCCUUCGAAGAGAACAACGGACAAGAAAGGGUGGAUGUAGACGAGGACGGUUAUGAUCUUGAAUGCAGCUAUGCAAGUGUACAAAGAGCAAAACAGCAGCUGUUGCACAGGCUUCGCAGAUUUGAAAAACUCGCAGAGUUAGAUCCAAUAGAACUCGAGAGAAAGUUGCUAGAAGGAUCAGAUGAUGAUGAUGAACAAGUGGAAAGAGAGGAAUGCAAAGACCAUGAUCCAUUUGCAAUGUACAGAGAGCAUAGUGUCGACACAUUUGCUUCCGAAGUCUUUAGCAGAUCGAGGCUUCAGAAAAUGAGGAAUACUACUACUGAUAUGAAGAGGCUAGCCUUGGAUCUAAUUAUCGAGCAAAACAGCGAAAUGAAUUGCUUGAACAAUAGUGAAGUAGUAUUUGACACCGUAGAUAUGAUGAUUGAAUUGGCUUUCCAACGAGAAUCAGACAGUUGGACGAAAUUUCGAGAGCAGAAGGAAGAGACUGCAGCAAAAAUUGAGGUUGGCAUAUUUGGGCUAUUAGUGGAAGAGUUAUCAGAGGAGCUACGUUACUGA
Fraxinus pennsylvanica is the source of this 1413-nucleotide messenger RNA. The record is from the annotation of a GenBank genome assembly. Lineage: Eukaryota; Viridiplantae; Streptophyta; Magnoliopsida; Lamiales; Oleaceae.